Molecule: messenger RNA, 2604 nt
Organism: Blepharisma stoltei
Lineage: Eukaryota; Ciliophora; Heterotrichea; Heterotrichida; Blepharismidae
Source: the annotation of a GenBank genome assembly
AUGCAAAAAUCAAAAGACAAAUCAUUUUCCCGAUCUUCAAUAAAUUCAGCAGCUCACCAAGUUUUAGUUGCAUCUCCCAUACUAACCCCCCCUCCGUGAGCGAACAAAACCAUUGGAAAAAUCCCUAUUUUUUGCCCAAAGACCCACCUUCCUUGAGCGAGCAAUAAUUUUUUAUGGACUAAAAAAUUGAUAUAUAAGUGAUGAAUAUUAUAACGAAAUCUCGAGCUAAUUCUGUUUAAUUUUAAAAAAUUUGCGUUUUAAAAAUAAAUUUUACAAAUUAAAUUAAUAUUUGCCUUCCAAUUUCCCGAGAAGUGAGAUUUUUUUAAAUUCCGAAAAAAAAUUGACCUCUCCGUGAGCGAACAAGAUUUUUUGUUCACUCACGGAGGGGGGAGUAAGAGAUUUCACGCCAGAUAAAAUCUCAAGAGCUAAUGGGAACACUUUGCAACAGCAAAUAGAAAAAUUAAUAAAAGAAAACCAAGAAAAAGAUCAGAUCAUUAUAUCUCUACAAAGGAAUUAUGAAGGGGUCAGCAAGAUUUUUAAAGAAGAAAAAGGGAAAACAUAUGAAAGCAAUGACAAAAUAAUUAUUUUGGAAGGCGAAAAUUCAAUGCUACAAGCCAAAGUUCAGAUUUUAGAAACACAGAAAUUCAGCAUUACGAGAGAGCUUGAUAAAGCCUUAGAAGACCUUGAUAAGCUAAACAAAUGCUAUGAAGAAAUAAGAAUAAUAAAAAUUGAAAACCAGACUCUAAAAGGGCUAAUUGAGAAUAGAGUAAUAUUGAUAUAGAAAAAUGAUAUCGAAGAAGUUCAAAGAAAAUGCGACAUAGCUAAAGGAGAGGCUGAUGCUUUGAAAAAGGUGAAAACUGAUUUAGAGUCUUCUUUAAAGAAAACUAAAUCAGAUUUUGAUGAACUUCUACAGGAAAAAAACAAAAUAUUAGAAGAGUUAAAUAGCCUAAAACAAAUCAAUGAAGAUUUAACACACAGCAGCAAAACAAAAUAUGAGACUAUUGAAAGACUAAAAACAGAAAACGCAACCUAUAAAGCUAGAGAGCAUCAGCUAUUGAUUCAAAUUUCAAAUCUUAAAGAAAAGAUUAAUGAAGAAAAAGAAUCACAUAUAACAGCAAGAGGAAAAAUUUCAGAAUUAAGCUCAGCAUAUCGUGAGCUUCAGGAGCAAUUACUUAUUAAAGAAACUUUAUUUAAAGCUCAGAAAAAUUCAGCAGAAAAAAUUUCUGAAUUGGAAGAGAUUAUAGCCAAAAAAGAUUCUGAAAUAGAAAAUUUAUUGAAAGAAAAUGAAAACCUUCAAUAUUUGCACCAAAAAGGCGCAAACGAUUCAAGCAGGAUUAGUAGAGAAUCUUUGGAUAUUAAAAUGGAAUAUGAAAAUUAUAAAGCAAAUAUUGAAAGUCAAAAUCAAUUAAGCAGUGAAAAAGUCAAUAGCAUUAUUACAAUUAAAAUAGAGGAGCUCUGGUAAUGGUAGUUCCGUUACUUUGGACUCAGUGAAGGGGAAAUUAGGUUCUUCUGAGAAUUUGCAUAAAAGAGACGCUAUCCACUGGCACUGGGUAGCGAAAGAUGAGUGCUCUUUGAUGCUAGGGGCGAAUGAAGCUCUAAUGGUCGUGUAACUGCCAAUCCGUUGCUCAGAGCGAAACUCGAAUCUCACGUAAAAGGCUUCAGAAAAUAGAAGAGCAAGCUGUUUUUUAAGGGUUUUCUUACUAACUAACUAAUAGCAUUAUCAAAAUAUUUAUGAAAACUGAAAUUCAAUGCAGAGACCUAGAAAUGGAAAUAGAUAUUCUGCCAAAAGAUGAGGAAAGAAGAUACAUGGACAUUGGAAUUUUGAAUGGAGAAUUAGGAAAUAGGCUAAAUUAUUUGCAUAAUCAAGCAGAUGAGCUGUGCAAAGACAAAAUUUUGCUUCUUAAUGAAUUAAAAAAUUCACCAAAAGGAAAUUUCAUAUCUCAGGAUUUAUAUGAUCUAACAAAUAAGCAUAAAAAUGAAAUAGAAACAAAGCUUAAAGAUGCGGAGGAAAAGAUUGAAAGCUUAAAUCACGAGCUUUUAUUUGCAAAAAGAAAAGCAAAACAAGCUGAGCAUUUUAUUGAAAAGAAAGACAGCAUGAUUGCGUCUUUAAAAGAGACAAAUGAAAAACUUGAAUUGGAUCUCAAUGAAUACCGUAACAAAAUUGAAGAGUUAAAUAAGGAAUUAAAUCAAAAAAAUAAAGACUUUGAGCCGCUUGUUAGAAAACUAAAGAAAAAAGUCGAAAAAAUGGCAAAUUUAAAAGCUGAGCUGAGCGUGUUAAACCCAAGACUUCCUAGUCUUAAUGAAGAACUUGCUAAAAUAAAGGCAGUUUUAAGCAGCCGCAAUGCUGAUAUAUUAAGCCUAAAUUCAAAAAUCAAAUCUCUAAAUGAACAGAUUUUCGAAGAGCAAAAAGCUCAAGCUCAGUUACAGAGGGAUCUUGCAGCUAAAUCUGCAGAAAUCGCAUUAUAUUAUCGUAAGAGCAGAAAAAAGCCUAGUGGAGUAGUUGAAAGCACAACAGAAAUUUUAGAUAGAAUAGAGUACUUAAAAGAUGAAUUAGACAAAUACAAGCCUUCCAAAACUGAAGAAAAUAAAACUAGAAGCCCUUAA